Molecule: messenger RNA, 6471 nt
Organism: Epinephelus fuscoguttatus (brown-marbled grouper)
Lineage: Eukaryota; Metazoa; Chordata; Actinopteri; Perciformes; Serranidae
Product: protein FAM171B-like
Exons: 8
Coding region: 59-2107 (682 amino acids)
Source: RefSeq, a predicted model, not a curated record
CAGCAGACUCGUUAGGAUGGCGGAGGAGCGGCCGUCUCUGUCCGUGUACAAGUUAUAGAUGAAACUUGGACCUGUGGCGAGUAAAAGUGACUCCGAAUCGAUCGCCAGCUUCCUUGUCAAAGUCAUGCGCCUGUUGAUCCGUCUCUUAGCUGCGCUGAUUUUAUGCGGGAAUAAUGGGAAAGCUUCAGGAGAGUUCACUCCGACCGGACAGCCCCUGCAUAUCAAUGACGGCAACUUUUCAAACCGGGAUCACAUGAGACAAGAGCCCUUUCAGCACCACCAACAAGUGCUCGAUGCUGUGUCAGACUCUGCUUUUAACCUCAAGGUCCAGGUGAACAAUGUGCUGAGUCGCCAGUACCUGAGCCAGGCGGUGGUGGAGGUCUACAUCAACUACACCAGGAUCAGCACAGCUCUCACUGUAGAGGAUGGCAGUGUUUUGCUUCAUGUACCUUACCAAACAGGAAUGCCAAUCGCAAUUGUGGCCAGCAAGGAUGGUUACCUUUGCACACUGCUACCUUUUAAAACCAACAGAAUGCCAAUAUUUUCAUCUGUGACCAUGUCACUACUCGCUGUGAAUCAGGGGAACAUCUGGCUCUUUGAUGACUCCGUUCUGAUCACUGGCAAAACAUCUGAUGCUUCGUCUCAGCCAGUUGUCCAGUUUCCCAAGAGCCUGCUGAAUCUGACUGACAGCAGUAAUGUCACCUCCGUUAAAGCCUACCUGACCAUUCCUAAGCUGCAGUCAGAGGAGGGCAGCUUUCUUCACACGUUGGGCAUCAUGAGCAGUAAAUCAGGGUACGUCAGAGUAGAGUUGAGUCCAGUGGCAGCUGUCAGUGUGCAGCUCUUCUCAGGAGACACAGAGUUACAUGUGAGCGGGCCCAUACAGAUCAGCCUCAGUAUUCCCGACGGCCAUGAACUUCAGUCCUCAAAUGUCCCUGCGUGGUUCUUCAACCGGACCACUGGUGGAUGGAUGAGAAAAGGACUGGGAACGGUGGUGUCAGUAGAAGGAAAACACGUGUGGACAUUCACAGCUCCUCACCUUGGUUACUGGAUUGCAGCACCUUUGUCAUCCACCAGAGGUUUCUUUGGACUUGCCAUCCCCAUGGACUUCAUCUUGCACCAUUCAUCUCUCUUGAUGGUUAUCCUCGGAGGAAUGCUUGUUAUUGUCAUCUGUCUUCUGGUUAGGUUAUGGUUUUAUCGCAGAAGUUCGACCGGUGAAACUAAAAUAAAGAAGAUCCCACCAGUGAUGAGAAAAGACCAAACCACCUCCACAAGUGAAGAUGAAGUCUUUGAAUUAUCUUCAGCAGACUUCUCUCAUCCACAGGAUGGAGUGAAGCAAUCAUUUGGAGAAAAGGGGGAUAAUCGCCACAAUGCCUCUGUUAUUUCUAUGCAUAAUGGCAAUGUAAUAGCUAAUCCCAAUGCUGUGGCCAUUACGGUGGAGGGUAACGAACUGGAGCUUAACACUGACCUGAAUGAUCUGAUGUGUUUGCAUGAAGCUGCAGGUCAGAUCAGAGUACCAGCCUCUUUGACAGAUAAUUUGUUUUUCUACAACCAGCCUGUUGCCAUCCUUCACGCUCCAGCAUUCUUCCAUUUGGAGGAGCAGCCAGAGCAGCCCCAGUGGAGCAAGUCGGCCACUCUUCCCCGCACGGGGGCUGCUGCUGAGCCGCUGAGUAAAGACAGCUUCACCCAGACUCUGCCAAAAGAUCCCUCUGCCACCCAGAACCAGACAAUGGAAACUGAGGAGCAGCUCGGAGUUCUAGAGAGCUCUGAGGCAGCAACUUCUGCCAACACAUCCAGGAGUCACUUCAGCCUCCCAGAGUCAGUGUCGGUCCCUGGGACAUUAAAUAAGAUCAGUGGCAGUGGACACUCAACUCAGCCACCUCGGGCCUGGUUUGUAUCACUGGAGGGCAAACCUGCAGCUGAGAUCCAUUAUGCAGUGUCAGAGCAGCAGAGAAGGCGAAGGCCAGUCGAGAGUCGAGACACCAGCUUAGACUCUGGAGUGGAUAUGAGUGAACUGAACCAGACGUCUGGAAGAAGGGCUGUAACUCUGGAGCGCAAUGCAACUUUUGUUAAAAACACAUCUGGCACUAAACAUCAACCUCCACAAUAAAAACUCUCAACCCCUCCAUGCCCACAGCCCUUUAACUUUGUAAAUAAACUGCAUAAGUUCUAUGACACAUACUUAUUUGCUUUAUUGCUUCAUUGUUUUACAUAUUAAUAGAAGACACCAAUCCAAGUUAGGAGUAAAGGCCCAUUUCUACCAUCACAUUCCACACAGUUUGCGUAGCGGCUCUUGCACAUGUACAAAGUGUAAGCAGUCCAAAGCAGAGCAUGUUGACUAAGUCAUUGCUUUUUAACAGCCUGUCUUAUCUCCUCCCUCAACAGUAAGUUUGAACCAUUAAUAUAUCAACUAAGGGUGUCAAACCACCAGACGAAAAUCUUUUUACCCUCAAGAUUAACAGACAGACUACAGUGGCUAACUGAACAUGGCCGAAUUUUAACAAUAUCAUUUGAUUUGUAUUUGUGCAUAUUUGUUUAUGCAUGUUUUUGUGUAUAUUGUCAUGAAGUGAAUCAUUUCAUUAUAUUUUAAUACAAAAAAGACGGUGUUGAGUAUUUUUAGUAGUUUAUUAUAUAUAUUAUACAGUAUAUGUUGUGUUCAUAAUGUGGAUGACCACAGAUAAUGAGAUAGUUGGCUGGUAUUUUUUCCACUCUGUGAGUCUGUGUGUGUGUGUGUGAGUGUGAUCAUGGUGAAAUUUAGUCCUGGAGACACCGACUGUAGCAGGAACUACCACAGGAGCUGUUCUGAGUAUUUUGGCAGGUGAAUAUGUCUGUCUGUCUGUGAACAGUUUGUGUCAUCGUGAUAAUGUCACAACUGUGCAAGAUGCAGUCAGACAAAACUUUACAGGUGUGUAGUUGAAAAAAUGAAGGUCAAGCUCUAAGAUGGGUGUGACACAAGCAAGGGGGCUGGAAGUUGGGGGGGUAGGAAGUAGGUAGGGGGCCAUUGCCAAACACUUAAUGCCCCUGGACAUUCUCUUUAAGUCACAGAUCACUUUAUUGCUGCUAGGGAUGCACCAAUGUGGAUUUUUUUUCCAACUGAUACCAAUAACCUGCUUCUCAUGGCCAAUAAGCAAUAUGAUAAUUUCACAUUUUUGUAUUUUAAAAAGAAGUGUACAACUUGUUUACAUACACCUGAGGGUAAGAGAGGCUAAGAUGGAGUGAGAAAAUAUGGCUGAUUUAAUACUCUAUAGCUCUGACCUAACCAAAUCAACCUGACGUCACUAUUGCGAACACAACAAAAACAAAGAACACUUCUGACCUCUACAUAACCCCACAGUACAGAUGAACAUAAUAAAUACAAGGAUGUGAAAAUAAAAUUACUUUUAAUCAAUGUAAAAUUAAUAGUUAAUGGUAAGAGAGAGGGACAUUAGAUAGAUAGACAGAUAGAUAGAUUCUUUAUUGUCAUUGUCAUUUUCAUAACAACGAAAUUUAAAAGUGCAUCCUCUGCAGUGUAAAAGACAACAAAAAAGCUAUGUUAAGAAACAGUAACAAUAAUUUAAAAACUAUAAAAAUAGAGCUAUAAUAGGACUUUCACAUUCACUUGACGUUCCCCCAUUGCACACCCCCUUAGCAGCAGCAACAAAAAGGUACAUGUGCAUUCAUUUGUGCAAUUUGUCAUUCAGUGCGAUUAUUGCCCUGGGAUAAAAACUGUUCUUGAACUGGUUUGUUCUGGUCUUAAUUGUCCUGUAUCUCCUGCCUGAGGGCAACAGUUCAAACAGGGAGUGUCCUGGGUGUGUUGGGUCCCUGAGAGUGGUUUGGGCUCUGCUGAGACAGCGGCAACUAUAAAGUUCUUCUAGGGUGGGGAGAGGGCAAUCAGUGGUUUUCUGGGCUGUGGUGAUGACCCUCUGAAGUGCCUUCCUCUCUCGGCAUACCACACCCACACCAUAUGUGAGCACGCUUUCAAUGGAGCUGUAGUAGAAGACCACAAGCAGCUUCUGGGAGAGAUGGUUCUUUCUGAGGAGUCUCAGGAAGUAGAGUCUCUGCUGUGCCUUCUUUAUCAGCUCCGUGAUGUUGGUGCCCCAGAUCAGGUCCUCCUCCAUGUGGAUGCCGAGGAACCAAAAGGUCGAGACCCUCUCAACAUAGUCCCCAUUGAUGUAGAGUGGUUGAAUGUCCGUUUUAUUUUUCCUGUAGUUGAAAAUCACCUCCUUUGUCUUGGUGGUGUUAAGAGCCAGGUUGUUAUCACCGCACCACCUGGACAGCCGCUCUACGCUGUCCCUGUAGGCCAAUCAAUCCCCCCCAGAGAUGAGUCCGACCACUGUAGUGUCAUCAGCAAACUUUAUAAAAGUACUGCUAGGGUGGGUGGGGGCACAGUCGUAAGCAUAGAGGGUGCAGAGUCUGGGGCUCAGCACACAGUCCUGUGGUGAGCCGGUGCUUAGGCUGAGAGCAGUGGAGGUAUAGGGGCCCACUCUAACCCUCCAAACAGGAAAUCUAGGAUUCAGUAGCAGAUGGAUGGUGAGAGACCCAGUUCUGUCAGCUUGGACACCAGUCUGUGGGGAAGUGUGAAGGCCAAACAGAAAUCCGAGAAGAGCAGCCUCACAUAGCUCCCCCGCUGCUCCAGGUGGGACAAAGCAGCAUGGAGAGCUGUAGCCAUAGUGUCCUCCGUGGAUCACUGGUGUGUGUCCAGAGCCGGUGGUAGACUGGCAAUGAUGUGUCUUCCAGACCCCAACCAGCCACACCAUCGGGCCCCGACGCUUUUCUGGGGUUCAUGGCCCUCAGCUACCCCUCACCUCACUUUCCUCCGCUGUGAGUGUGUGGACGCUACUGACAGGUGGUUGUGAUGUUGCUGCAGCUCAAAGCGAGCAGCAAUUGUGCUGAAAUUAGAAAUUGGGCAAAUUAUGAAGCUCACUAUUACUGUGCAAUUCUCUGGUGUAUCAGUAAAAUGCAUGAACUACACUGCAGAAUGGAGUCUCUACUAACAAACAGUGACAGCUGACUCACAUGAACUGGCUGAAUGCGGACUGGCAGGUCUUCGUUACAUCAGCACGGUGGUGCAUUGGUUAGCAUUGUCGCCUCACAGCUAGAGGGUUCCUGGGGUGGGGGAGGCCCUCUGUGCAGAGUUUGCAUGUUCUACCAAUGUCAGUGUGAGUUUUUUCCAGGUACUCCAGCUUCCUCUGUAAGGAAAUUGCUCAACUUCAGCAAACACUGAAAUGAAGAGACUCGGAGAACCACGGAGAAAAGUUACAGCCAACGGGAUUACUUUACUUGCAGAAUACACUCAGCAACACAAGGACAUAGCAGAAACAGCAAAAAACAGCCCCGCUUAUUCAACUUCCAAAUGCCUUUAUACUAUUUGAGCGUGCAUGUGUCAUAUAGAAUAAUACAUUAUCUGCCUCUACACCUCCCACAGUCCAAAGACAUGCAGGUUAAUUGGCGACUCUAAAUUGCCCAUAGGUUCUCAUUGUAGGCCUAUACAAAGUAUAUCAGUUAGCAGCAGUUGUGAGGAGGCUGUGGACUGGAAUAGAUAUCUAUUAAAAAUCUCUAAAUAGCCUCUCUGACAUUAAUAAUUGGGCGAUAUAACCUUAAUCAAUGUUUCAGAGAGCAGGGAGAUGAUUUAUUCUUGUUCAUGGGAAAAAUAAAACUACCAUCACACAAUGGGCCGGAUCUACUAAGAUCCCAAUUUGCCUGUACUAAUUUGCCUGCACAAUCUAGAAUUUUGCGCGUGGGGCUGAACCGCGGUUUGCGGGUGAUUUACUAAGAGUGAUUGCGUAAAUGACAAGAGGUGCAAACGUGUUGGAGACACCCUAUUUAAAUGAGGGUUUUGCAUGUUUUAUGGUUUGCAGCAUGGCGAGUUUGGAGAGAAAGCACAAAGUGAAAUUUGACCCUAUGGAAUAAGAGGUGUUGGUAGAUGAGGCCAAUAAACAUUUAAAUGAGCUACAGCAAAGAAACCUGACUGUCUCACAAAGGAGCGCUAUAUCACUAGGACCGCCAGGAUUACAGCGCCCCUCCAAGCGCUGCAAUGUCUUACAUAACUUCAUUGUUUAUGCUGCCUGUGUGCUCAGAAGCACACAAAAAUGCAUUUUUUUGAGUAAUUUCCGAUAAGUUAUGAUAAAAUAAAAAAAUUACAAAGUAUAGAAUAGGACUGACAACCUCUCCAGUGUCUCAUGUCAAUUAAUUAGGCCUAACACUACUAUUUGUCUUUUUUUUUUUUUUUUGCUGCUGCGCUGCUGCUGCGCCUUGUCUCCAGUUAAAAGUGGCUUUGCUAAAUACAUCGUACAAUAAUAAAUUAGAUUAAAUUGGUCUUUAAUAUUGUUGGCUACAAUACGCAUUUUAAGAAUAAAAGAAAUAAACACCGAAAUAAUUAGUGGAAACUUUUUUUUUUAUUGAUAAUCCUCCUCUCUGACACACACACACACACACACGCACACACACACACACAUUGAACUCGCAAUUGAAUGAAUGAAUGAACAUUGGAAGCCG